AGGUGCUUCAGCACAGAAGGGUCAGUUACUGACAGGACAGAAGUAACAGGAACCCAGAUUUCGUUAGGAGCAGAAAAAUUUCUACAAUAUAGAAAUGCCUGUAACAUAAAGAAGACGCUUUCUGAUUCAUCAAUAAUUGAAAUAAAGCUUAACAAUUUAUACAUGAAUGCCUUCCAACUGAACUGGUCAACCUAAUACUACAAAAAGCAGCUUUUACAGUGUAAAAAUAUGAAAUGUGUAAAACAAGUAUGAGCAUUAAAUAUAUAUUUACUUCACCAUAAAAGCACAAAAAAAAAUUCUACUGAGAGCACCUAAUGGGUUAAAUCAGGCUUUGGUGUUUAAAUGCUUCUAAUUCCUUUGCAAAGCAGAACAGCCUUUGGAAUACUGAAAUAGAACAUCUCGCAUUAAAAAUCCCCCAGAGAAUCAUAAGUUACAGUGUCAAGGAAAAGUGAAAACAAUUUGGAAAAACUCUCAAUCAUUCAUUUAAUCAUCAUACAAUUUUUAUACUAUUCACCUAUCAUCGCGCUUGUGCUGAAUAUGUAUCAUUUAUCAAAUAGGAGGAAGAGCCUGUAGAGGUUUCUGGCUGCCUUUGGAUUUAGUCAAAAUGAAUGCAAACAAUCACGUGGGAUUCAGCCAAGCAGUGACGUUAAAUUCUGCUCUGUCAGAAGACAGCAUCUGUCAAAGCCCACAUUUAAACUGCUGCCUGCCUGUGCAGCAGCCGAAGGACUACGGAAUGGAUUUAAUAGAGCAGAAUCCUUGGUUAAAACAGCUCGGAACCACUUCUACUACUGCCUAGCAACAAUGAAGGAGGGAAGAGAGGCAAAUCCUCUUACUAAAGGCAACUGAACCACUACGUGCUAGCACUCGCUGCUAACAUUACCGUUAGAAAUAUGGAUACUGGGAAGAGGAGAACACAGCACUGCAUUGUCCGACAAGGGAAACACCAGAUGUAACAGCUCCAAUCUAUCGACUGGGAACGCCAGACGAGCCCCGACCGUGGGAGCACGAACAAGAACUACUGUCUUUUGUUUGAAAGAUGAACAAAAAGCCCCAAGACAAGGACAACACUUAUGAGCAAGGAAGGUAACGCAGCAACGAGCCGACAGAUGGACAGAUUGGAUACUGAGAAAAGCAAUCGCAGGAAGCAGACUGCUGGGGGAUGUGCGCAUGUUCGAUAGCAUCUUUUUUGCUGAAGUGAUGGCGUGCCAAAACUAUUUUCUGUGGGUAUAAUCCUCGCACCAUAAAUGGCCUGACCAGGGAAGAGAGAGCCAUUUGCAGAGAAUUACUCCACAUGAACAAAAGAAAAUGAAUACCAAAGAAUAGCGGUGGAUUUGGAAAGGAAGCAAACUACAUUUUGCUUGGCCAUCGUCUCACACCCCAUCACUGGAUUCUUACAACAUGCUUCAGUGGAGAAGACGACACUGCUGCCUUGCUAAGAUGACCUGGAAUACCAAAAGGUCUCUAUUUCGCACCCAUCUGAUUGGUCUUAUCUCUCUCGUAUUUCUUUUUGCUGUGUUUCUGUUUUUUAACCAUCACGACUGGCUGCCAGGCAGGACGGGCUUUAGAGAAAAUCCCAUGACUUACACAAUCCGAGGAUUUAGAUCUACAAAAAGCGAGAUGAACCACAGCUCUCUACGGAACACGUGGAAAGACGCCGUACCUCAGACCCUCAGGCCUCAAAUAGUCACCAACCCCAACAACACUGAUCUGUCGUUGCAAGGAGUAACUGGCUUGGAAAACACCCUCAGUGCUAAUGGAAGUAUUUACAGUGAGAAAGGUACUGGGCAUCCAACUUUGUAUCAUUUCAAAUACAUCAUCAAUGAGCCUGAAAAAUGCCAGGAAAAGGUCCCAUUCCUGAUUUUGCUCAUAGCUGCAGAACCAGGCCAAGUGGAAGCCAGACAGGCCAUCCGACAAACCUGGGGUAAUGAAAGCCUAACACCUGGCAUCCAAAUUGUCCGCAUCUUCUUGCUGGGGCUAAGUACCAAGACCAAUGGGUACCUCCAGCGUAGAAUACAGGAGGAAAGCAGACAGUACCAUGACAUCGUCCAACAAGAAUACUUGGAUACCUAUUACAAUUUAACCAUUAAAACACUGAUGGGAAUGAACUGGGUUGCAUCACAUUGUCCAAGCGUUCCCUAUGUUAUGAAAACUGACAGCGAUAUGUUUGUCAAUACUGAGUAUUUAAUACACAAGCUUCUGAAGCCAGAGCUUCCUCCGAGGCGUAAAUAUUUUACAGGAUAUUUAAUGAGAGGUUACGCACCUAACAGGAACAAGGACAGCAAGUGGUACAUGCCACCUGAUUUGUAUCCAAGUGAACGUUACCCUGUAUUUUGCUCUGGAACUGGUUAUGUUUUUUCUGGAGACUUAGCAGAAAAAAUCUUUAAAGUCUCCUUAAGCAUCAGACGUUUACAUUUAGAGGAUGUGUAUGUGGGGAUCUGCCUUGCCAAGCUGCGAAUUGACCCCAUGCCUCCACCCAACGAAUUUGUCUUCAAUCACUGGCGAGUUUCUUACUCCAGCUGUAAAUAUAGCCACCUAAUUACCUCCCAUCAGUUCCAACCUAGUGAACUGAUCAAAUACUGGAACCACUUACAACAGAAUAAGCACAACGCCUGUGCCAAUGCAGCAAAAGAAAAAGCAAGCAGGUAUCGCCAUCGUAAACUUCACUAGAAGGACAACACCCUCUCUUGUCAAACGUAUUCCACGUGCAAUUUGUAAAUAUUGCUGAAAGCAUGUACAGUGAAAAUGGAUGAGCUUAAUGGGACAGCCUUUAGUUGAUGCCCAUCACAUAGUGGAGUCUGAGAAUUAUUUUUUUAAUUUUCAAAAAGUAUAGUUCUUGAUAAUGUUAAUAUUAUAAAACAAUAACCCAAAAGGUUUUCCCAGCAAAUUUGAGGAAAAAAAAUAACAGAGAUACGACAGGUUUUUGUGUUAAUGUGCAAUAAUAAGCAUGCACACUUCAGUGGUACAAUUGCUGACUUAUGCACCAAUAAAAUCUAAUUGAGCAUAUUUUCCACAUAAAUUUUAUUUUUAAGACAACGCAUUCAUAGCUCCUGCUCUUUUAAAUGUAACCAUUUUUUGUCUAGGAUUGCUAUAAGUAAAAUGAAAAACAAGAAGCGAAGGAAAUGCACAAAGGGGAGAUGAACCUUACCUUCAAUUACCACAUGAAAAUUACCACACACUUCUUAGAAAUGCAGUACACUUAGGAGUGUCACAUUUAAAACCAAGACACCAUUCAAUGAACUCUGAAAUAAUGCAUAACUCUUAAAGCAAGCCCAUUUUUAGCAAGGCUGCUUUUUUGGCUAGGGAAAAAGAAUGAAUGAAAACAAAGCUCAGAAAACAACUACUCUGCACACCCCCUUCUGAAACUUACAGCUGGCAUUCUCAAUUCAGGUCUUGCUUUUCCUCCAAGUCAUUCUCUACAAGUCAUAGGGUAAGCACCUGAAUCCGGAUGCCAAGUAGCAUUGGUACCUACGUGCAGAUUCAUUCAAUCUGCUAUAGAGUUCCUUACGUAACUUCAAGACAGCACAAAAGCUAAAAAAGAAAUGUAAAAAAAAGCCAUUCACCACAGUCUGAAAAACGUCCCAUUUUGUAGAAAGAGAAAACCAACUCUGUCUUGGUUUCUUUUACUAUUUACUGCCUAUCAGAAAAAGGGUCGGUCAAGCUCAAAUAGGAAGAGGAAAUUAAGCCAAACUUUACCUUACAGACAAAGAACUAAGUCAUAAGACUGACAUUUCCAGAUAGAAUUAUGGGCAGGACCAAAAUGGAAAUUACAAAUUAAAACUACAACAUCUGUCCCUGAAAACAAGAUGGGAGAAGUAGGUUAAAACAAUUUGCAGGUUUCCAGAUUUUUUAAACAAGCAGAACUUUUGAAGUUUAUUUUCCAGUGAAGCAGUGUUGCAUUGGAAUCAGGUUAUUGCUACUUGUCACAGUAAGCAACAUGCACUUGUGAUUUAGCAGCAGCAUUUGAUUGAACUGUGAUUAGUUUUGUUUGACCGGUACUUUUUAAUUGGAUAAAACACAAUUAUUUGAUGUACUUUUAUUAUUUAAUAAAACUGAUUAUAUUUAUGGUCCUUCAGGCUUCACUUAUUAAUGGUAAAACUACUGAGGAGGAAAUAAUUUGCUAGCAUUAGUGUUACCUGACUAUUCCUCAUUUCCCCUAAUUCUUAACUUUCAUGCCAUGUACAAUACAGAGAUUCCAGAAGUUUUUUUUUUUUCCUUUGUAAUGAAAAGUUGGACGGUGUUACUGAGCAAUCAGCAACACUAGGAGUAUGAGGGCCUGGAAAUAGACACAUCUAAGCAUACGGUGUCACACUGAACUGGCACUCCUAAGGAAUGCCAGGAAGAAAUCUAUUAAAGAUGGCUAUUGGAAUUUGCACUUCAUCACUUUUUUUUCCCCACUGUCUUCCAAUAAACCAUCAUUUGCUGCA
Coturnix japonica (Japanese quail) is the source of this 4424-nucleotide messenger RNA. RefSeq names its product beta-1,3-galactosyltransferase 2 (gene B3GALT2). NCBI's taxonomy places the organism in Eukaryota, Metazoa, Chordata, Aves, Galliformes, Phasianidae. Gene Ontology annotation, molecular function: N-acetyl-beta-D-glucosaminide beta-(1,3)-galactosyltransferase activity. Gene Ontology annotation, cellular component: Golgi membrane. The record is from RefSeq and is a predicted model, not a curated record. Gene Ontology annotation, biological process: protein O-linked glycosylation.